Messenger RNA from Haemonchus placei, 558 nucleotides. Lineage: Eukaryota; Metazoa; Nematoda; Chromadorea; Rhabditida; Trichostrongylidae. The record is from the annotation of a GenBank genome assembly.
CUGCUAGUUAGUCUUUUCUAUUGUCUUUUAAUUCGUGCUUGUUAUAGUUAUCCAUAUAUUGUUGAACGUCAGCCAAUAGGAAAACUGUUGUUUCGAGAGUUCUGCGAAUCGACUAACCACCAGUAUUUUCAGGCCUGCCUCUUUUUGAACAAGGUUGAGGAAUAUGAGACUUCCGAUGAUGACGGCAAAUGUAGACGAGAAUUGGCCAGAUCUAUCGUUUGCCUUCUUGCACCCAGUAGUGAUACUCCUUCCUCCUCUCAAUGUUGUUAUGAUCAAUGGUGUUCGUUUUUACCUGAAAAAACUUUAUCGUCUAUUAUUGCUGCCGCUGAUUCUGCUGCACAAGACGAAGAGCCUCGAACCGACAUUUUUGCUGAAGCUUACAAGUAUGUACUUCGUCGAAUUUUUAGGCAGAAUGAUGAAUGGUCACUGAUUGUGACUGACCAGGGAAGGGCUCCAACUUCCCAUGGAACUUCGAAUAGACACCUAUGUACAGGGUGGGUCAAAAUUAUGACUACAGCGCGCGCUGACGCUCAUAACGAAUUUUUUCUGAGGUCAUAG